This is a messenger RNA of Acanthosepion pharaonis, 1281 nucleotides long. The record is from the annotation of a GenBank genome assembly. Lineage: Eukaryota; Metazoa; Mollusca; Cephalopoda; Sepiida; Sepiidae.
AUGGUCUUAAACGCCGAGAGUAUUCUAUCUGUCUAUUUCGUCGCCCGAUUUCUGUCUUCUACGGCGUCGGUAUUCUAUCUAUAUUCGAUGGCGAAGGUAUUAUAUCCAUCGUCUAAAGCGACCGAAUUUUAUCCAUCUUCUCCAGGGACAGUAUUUUAUCUAUUACGUCCAUCGUAUUCCAUUCAUCUUCUACGGAAACCAACAAUUCAUUUUCUAGGCGACUAUAUUCUAUCUAUCACUUACCGCUACAUUGUUUUAUCUAUCUUCUUCGGCGAUCGCAUUCUGUCUUCUGUGGUGAUCUUAUUCAAUCUAUCUUCUACGCCGACAACUUUAUCCAAAUCAUCUUCUGCGGCUACUGGAUUCCAUCCACCUUCUACGACGACCGUAUCCAGCUUCUACGGUGACCGUAUUCUAUCCAACUUCUACGGCAGCCGUAUUCUAUCUAUCUAUUACGGCGAUAGUCUUCUGUUCAUCUUCUACGCAGAAUUAUUUAAUUCACUUUCGACGGCGACCGUAUGCUAUCUAUAUUCUGCGUUGGCUUAUUCUAUCUUCUACGGCCAUCAUAUUCUAUUCAUUUUCUACGACGGCUACGGCAGUAUUCUAUCUAUCUAUAAUGGCGACCAUGAUAUCUUCUACGGUGAACUUAUUCUUUUCUAUGCGGCGACAGUAUUGUUUUCUAUUUUCUCCGCUGAUCCUAUUCUAUCCAUCUUUUAUGGAUACCGUAUUCUAUUUAUCUAUAGCGAAUGCAUAUUGUCUAUUUUUUACAGCGACUCGACCGUAUUAUAUCUAUCUUCUACGGGAACUAUAUUCUAUCUAUCUUCUACGGAGACCGUAUUCUGUACAUCUUCUACGCCUACAGCAUUCUAUCUAUCUACUACGGCAACCCGACCGUAUUCUAUCUAUCUUCUACGGCGACCGUAUUUUAUGUAUGUUCUUCGGCUACAGUGUUUUAUCUACCUUCUUAGGCGACCAUAUUCUAUCUUCUACACGCAGGUAUUCUAUCUAUCGACUAUGGCGACCGUAUUCUAUCCUUCUUGUACAUCGAUCGUACUGUAUAUAUCUUCUCAGGCGUGCCUAUUCUAUACAUUUUCUACGGCGACUAUAUUAUUUUUAUCUUCGACGGCUACCUCAUUCUAUCUAUCUUUUACGGUGAUGUUAUUCUAUCUUCUACGGCGGCCGUAUUCUAUCCAACUUCUACGGACACCUUAUUCUCUCCAUUUUCUACAGCGACUCUAUUUGACCCAUCUUCUUUUGCAACCGUAUUCUAUCUAUCUUCUAUGA